AUGCCCCUCGACGUUGAGCCUUCCGAUCGUCUAGGCCUAAGGCUGCCCAAUCCCCCUCCGCUGCUGCACACCCGCUCGGGCAACGUUCCUCUGGAUCGCCCCUCCACCCCCGCCGACAAUGGCUUCACCAGUCCCGUCCAGACUCCGCAGGGCAGUCCCAGCAAAAGCCGAUUCCCUCCCGGUGCCCUCGACCUCCCCAAUGUAUUCGACAAGGCCUUGAAACUGAACCCCACCUCGCCCACCAAGAGCCAAUACAACCACUAUGAUCAUCCCAUGUUCGCGCCGCCCAAGGGGUCGGUGGAAGACUUCAGCGAGAGCGUGAUUCGUUCCCCUCAGGCCAGUCCGACGCGCAAGUCCAAUAAAGAAAACACCCCCCCUAGUCCUACUCGAACGACGAAACCACUCGGUCCGAAUCCCGCGGCAGCAGCUAUCUCCCGUCAUGAACCCUACCAGCCUCGCGACAUGGAAAGCAUCCAGCGACGUCAGGUCCCGAUGCGCGGGUUGACGCCGGAGGAGAUGGAAAAACUGCAGGACCCUCGAGUCAAGCGACUGGUCAACGUCACCCAAUUAUACUUCCUCGAUCACUACUUCGAUUUACUCAGCUAUGUUCACAACCGCCAGAAUCGUCUUACCCAGUUCCGAGCGGCACACCCCGAGCCUCCUGCGACGUCGAUGGAUGACUAUGAGCCCGCCCUUUUAAAAUACCUAGGACGAGAGCGCGCUCACCUGCGCAAGCGUCGCACCCGAUUGCGCCAACAUGACUUCCAAAUUUUGACCCAGGUGGGCCAAGGUGGGUACGGUCAGGUGUAUCUGGCACAGAAGAAGGACACCCGGGAAGUGUGCGCAUUGAAGGUUAUGAGCAAAAAACUCCUGUUCAAGCUGGAUGAAAUUCGACACAUUCUGACGGAGCGUGAUAUCCUCACGGCCGCCAAGAGCGAGUGGCUCGUCAAGCUGCUGUACGCGUUCCAGGACGAUACCCAGAUCUAUCUGGCCAUGGAGUACGUGCCGGGAGGAGAUUUCCGCACGCUGCUGAACAACACCGGGGUUCUGCAUAAUCGCCAUGCGCGGUACUAUAUCGCCGAAAUGUUCAGCUGCAUCGACGCUCUACAUGCUCUAGGCUACAUUCAUCGCGAUCUCAAGCCAGAGAACUUCCUCAUCGACUCGACCGGUCAUGUGAAAUUGACUGAUUUUGGGUUAGCAGCGGGCAUGUUGAAUCCCGGCAAGAUCGAGUCGAUGCGGGUGAAGCUGGAGGAGGUAGGCAACACGCCGGUGCCGUUUGGCCGCCCGAUGGAGCAGCGUACGAUGGCCGAACGACGGCAGGGGUACCGGACGCUACGAGAUCGACAAGUUAACUAUGCCAAGUCGAUCGUCGGGUCGCCCGACUACAUGGCACCCGAAGUGCUCAAGGGCGAGGAAUAUGACUUUACGGUGGAUUAUUGGAGUCUCGGGUGUAUGCUGUUCGAGGCGCUGGCCGGAUACCCGCCAUUUGCAGGCGCCACGGUGGAUGAAACGUGGCAAAACCUGAAGAACUGGCAGAAGGUGCUGCGCAAACCGGUUUACGAAGACCCCAAUUACUUCCUGUCGCGUCGCACAUGGGAUCUAAUCACGAAGCUUGUGGCCUCGAAGGACCGACGAUUCAAGAACAUCCAGGAGAUCCACUCGCACGACUACUUCAGCGAGGUUGAUUUUGACCGCUUGCGCGAGCAGCGCGCGCCGUUUGUGCCCGAGCUGGAUUCGGAGACGGAUGCCGGAUACUUUGACGACUUCUCCAGCGAGGCGGACAUGGCCAAGUACAAGGAGGUUCACGACAAGCAACGAGCAUUGGAAGAGAUGGCGGAACGAGAUGAUAAGAUGAACAAGGGACUGUUUGUUGGGUUUACAUUUCGGCAUCGGAAACCGGCCAUGGACAACUCGGGCCGGAGCUCACCGCGGAAGCCGAUACCAACCGACGGAUCAUUCGGCACGAUGUUCUAA
Aspergillus steynii IBT 23096 is the source of this 1974-nucleotide messenger RNA. Its product is annotated as putative serine/threonine protein kinase. The coding region runs from base 1 to 1974 and encodes 657 amino acids. Gene Ontology annotation, biological process: intracellular signal transduction; peptidyl-serine phosphorylation. The transcript has 3 exons. Lineage: Eukaryota; Fungi; Ascomycota; Eurotiomycetes; Eurotiales; Aspergillaceae. The record is from RefSeq and is a predicted model, not a curated record. Gene Ontology annotation, cellular component: spindle pole body. Gene Ontology annotation, molecular function: protein serine/threonine kinase activity; ATP binding.